GCCACUCCCAACUUCCCAACCCACAGAAAAUGAGAGAUAACAAAUGUUGGUUGUCUUAAGCCACUACAUCUCGAGGCACCCCUGGGACUCCCUGGCAAACCUCCCACUGAAGGAUGUGUCACUUUGGAGCCUCUGUGGAGCCUUCUUUCAGAAGGUGGAGCCCAGCCCCGACCGUCUGGCAAGGUGCAACGCGGACAAGGCGCGUGGAGUUGGAGGGCAUCCGUGGUUGUUUUUGUUAAGGAAGCCUGUGCUUUUUCUCUGGCGGGAACCUUGGCGCCCGUGCCCCUCAGCCCAGCCCCGCCCCGCAGAGAUGCCUCCCCAGCUCUCAGAUGGCCUCAGCUACUCAGCCAAAGUCGUCCAGGGCACCCUGGACAGCCUGCCCCAGGCCGUGAGAGAGUUCGUGGAGAGCAACGCCAAGCUGUGCCGGCCCGACCAGAUCCACAUCUGUGACGGCUCCGAGGAUGAGAACCGACAGCUGCUGGGCCACAUGGAGGAGGCGGGUGUGAUCAAGAGGCUGAGGAAGUACGACAACUGCUGGUUGGCUCUCACUGACCCCAGGGAUGUGGCCAGAAUUGAAAGCAAGACGGUCAUCAUUACUCAAGAGCAAAGAGAUACGGUGCCCAUCCCCAAAACCGGCCUCAGCCAACUGGGUCGCUGGAUGUCCGAGGAGGAUUUUGAGAAAGCGUUCAAUGCCCGAUUUCCAGGGUGCAUGAAAGGUCGCACCAUGUACGUCGUCCCGUUCAGCAUGGGGCCCCUGGGCUCGCCUCUGUCCAGGAUCGGCGUUGAGCUGACAGACUCGCCCUACGUGGUGGCCAGCAUGCGUAUCAUGACGCGGAUGGGCGCGCCUGUCCUGGAAGCGCUGGGGGACGGGGAGUUCGUCAAGUGCCUCCAUUCCGUGGGGUGCCCUUUGCCUUUAAAAAAGCCUUUGGUUAACAACUGGGCCUGCAACCCGGAGAUACCACUCAUCGCCCACCUGCCCGACCGCAGAGAAAUCAUCUCCUUCGGGAGCGGGUACGGCGGGAACUCGCUCCUUGGGAAGAAGUGCUUUGCUCUCAGGAUGGCCAGCCGGCUGGCCAAGGAGGAGGGGUGGCUGGCAGAGCACAUGCUGAUUCUGGGCAUAACCAACCCCAAGGGCCAGAAGAAGUACUUCGCGGCUGCCUUUCCCAGCGCCUGCGGCAAGACCAACCUGGCCAUGAUGAGCCCCACCCUCCCAGGGUGGAAAGUAGAGUGCGUGGGGGACGACAUCGCCUGGAUGAAACUUGACCAACAAGGUAACUUGCGGGCCAUCAACCCAGAGAACGGGUUUUUUGGUGUCGCUCCUGGAACCUCUAUGAAGACAAACCCCAAUGCCAUCAAGACCAUCCAGAAGAAUACCAUCUUCACCAACGUGGCCGAGACCAGCGAUGGGGGCGUUUACUGGGAAGGCAUUGACCAGCCACUGGCCUCGGGCAUCAAGCUCAUUUCCUGGAAGGGCAAGGAGUGGGACCCCAAGGAUGGGGAGCCUUGCGCGCACCCCAACUCGCGGUUCUGCACCCCUGCCAGCCAGUGCCCCAUCAUCGACCCUGACUGGGAGUCUCCGGACGGCGUGCCCAUCGAGGCCAUCAUCUUCGGGGGGCGCCGACCUGUGGGCAUCCCUCUGGUCUAUGAGGCUCUCAGCUGGCAGCAUGGUGUGUUUGUGGGUGCGGCCAUGAGAUCGGAGGGCACGGCAGCGGCGGAACACAAGGGCAAAGGCAUCAUGCACGACCCCUUUGCCAUGCGGCCCUUCUUCGGCUACAACUUCGGCCAGUACCUGGCGCACUGGCUUAGCAUGGCCCGGCGCCCCGAGGCCAAGCUGCCCAAGAUCUUCCACGUCAACUGGUUCCGGAAGGACAAGGCCGGCAGGUUCCUCUGGCCGGGCUUCGGCGAGAACUCCAGGGUGCUGGAGUGGAUGUUCGCCCGUGUUGGCGGGGAAGGGGGCGCCAAGCUCACGCCCAUCGGCUACAUCCCCGACGAGGGCGCCCUGGACCUUCGGGGCCUGGGGGACGUCAGCAUGAAGGAGCUCUUCCACAUCUCCAAGGAGUUCUGGGAGGAGGAGGUGGAAGACAUCCAGAAGUACCUGGAGGAGCAGGUGAACGCCGACCUCCCCCGUGAGAUAGAGAGCGAGGUCCUGGCCCUGAAGCAAAGAAUCAGCCGGAUGUAAUCACACCCAGACCUCACCUGGUCCUGCGCCUCCAGUCCAUACAGUGCAAGCGAGAGAGAGAGAGAGAGAGAGAGAGAGAGAGAGAGAGAGAGAGAGAGAGAGAGAGAGAAGGAGGGACGGGGCUUCCUAAGUUCUCACUGCCUGCAGCACCGCAAUGACCGCACCCAGGGGCCAAUCGAAAGACACCCCUUAAUUUUUCUGAUAAGACCACAGCAGAGUAAAGCUAGUCACUAAUGAGGCUGUGGAGGGAAAUCUCAGCAGGCUCCAAAGUUCACUACGCAACGCACCUUUGUUCAACUUAGGGACACUCAGGCUCAGAGUCUGUUUUGUUCUUUCUCUUUAGCUGUAUCAGUUAGCCGGAAUGCACAGAAGAAGAUACAUGAGCCAUAUAUAUGUGUAUGUGUGUGUGUGUGUGUCUGUGUACUGUUGUCUAAAGCACAUUUAAUAACUCUGGAAAAAUCUUGGGCAAGAUCACCUACUAGUUGUUGCUAGAAAGCGAUGUUGCUUUGUUAUUAAUAUGUGUGUUUAAAUUAUUUUUAUAUACCAUGGUUCCUUACCUCUACAUAAUUUCAACGUUUUCC
Physeter macrocephalus (sperm whale) is the source of this 2760-nucleotide messenger RNA. It is a transcript of the gene PCK1, whose product is annotated as phosphoenolpyruvate carboxykinase 1. The transcript has 11 exons. Gene Ontology annotation, biological process: cellular response to insulin stimulus; response to starvation; hepatocyte differentiation. Bases 44 to 2179 code for a protein of 711 amino acids. The record is from RefSeq and is a predicted model, not a curated record. Gene Ontology annotation, molecular function: manganese ion binding; GTP binding; phosphoenolpyruvate carboxykinase (GTP) activity. Gene Ontology annotation, cellular component: cytosol. NCBI's taxonomy places the organism in Eukaryota, Metazoa, Chordata, Mammalia, Artiodactyla, Physeteridae.